AUGUUCCACCGGUCGAUCUUGUUCGUAGCUGUCAUUUUGGUGACUAUUUGGGCGACUGCUCAGGCACAAGAACCGGAUGCAUCAAGCAACGGCGCUGGACUAACGCUGGAGGAACAGGCAGCACAGUACAAGUCGACGGUACUGCUGGUGCUGGCGAACCGUGCCAACAGCCUGCCGGCGGAGAAUGCACUCGCGGUGGCGGCCGUACUAGAGGAGGCAAGCCAGCAGCUGGACGCGUGCGGUGCCGGCUUGGCAACGCACCAACAGGUCUGGCAGUACAAAAUGUGCGGAUCGGCCGUACUGCAGCAGGGACUGGCCGCACUGUCGGCGUUGCAGGCCGCCAGUGGAGCCGCCCCGAGCGGAACAUAUUAGAGAAUGGCUUGUGGAGC
This is a messenger RNA of Anopheles maculipalpis, 389 nucleotides long. RefSeq lists its product as uncharacterized. The transcript is spliced from 3 exons. The record is from RefSeq and is a predicted model, not a curated record. Bases 1 to 372 code for a protein of 123 amino acids. NCBI's taxonomy places the organism in Eukaryota, Metazoa, Arthropoda, Insecta, Diptera, Culicidae.